CAAAACCCCAGGGCCUCCUGAGCUAGUGCAAGUCUCCGACACUGUGGAAAGAAAGCCCUGGGGCAAUUGCAGGGAGAAUGGCCGUGCCCUGGGAGGAAUAUUUCCGACUGGCCUUGCAAGAGAAAAUGCCCGAGAAGAUCCCAGAGCAAAACGUGGACCCCCUCCCACCGGUGCUGCGUCUCCUGGAGAAGAGGCGGGAGCUGGUGGAUGCAGACCGGGCCCUGCAGGCCCAGAAGGAGGUGUGCCAGACCAUGAUGGCAGCCCGGAAACAGCGCUGGGAACAGUUGGAACAGAAGGAGCGGGAGCUAAAGGGGUCUUUUGCGCGCUUUGACAAGUUCUUGCAGGACACCGAGGCCCGGCGCGGCCGCGCGCUGCGGAGGGCGGCCGAGGAGCGGCUGCAGGCGAGCCGCCGGGAGGCAGAGGCGCUCCGGCUUCGGGCCCAGCUGGAGGAGCUGCGGCGGGAGCGCGCGCGGCUGCAGCGCCGGCUGGAGCGCCUGGAGCCCUGCGCGCGCCUGCUGGGCCAAGUGCUGGAGCAGCUGCCCGAGUUCCAGGAGGUCCCCGAGCUGGUGGCGCGCUUCGACGGCCUGGCCGAUAUGCAGGCGGCGCUGCGGCUCGCGGAGCGCCGGCGGCGGGCCGAGCUGGAGGAGGCGCGCGCGCGGCUGCAGCGGCUGCGGGACGCCGGGCAGGACGAGCUGCUGGCGCAGGGCCAGCGGCGAGCUCAGCUGCUGGAGCGCCUGGAGGCUGCGAGGGAGCGCACGCUGCGCUGGGAAUCCAAGUGGAUUCAGAUCCAGAACACCGCGGCUGAGAAGACCCUUCUCCUGGGCCGCACCAGAAUGGCGGCGCUCAACCUGUUCCAGCUAGUGCGUCAGCACAAGAGGCAGCCCCCUGCCCUGGCCGUCGAGGACACCGAAGGGCAGCUGGAGCAGGUGAAGCUGUUCAUCCUGGACCUCUCCGCCAUGCUGGCCAAUCUUCGUCAGGCCGAGCCCACACCUGCCUCCCAGCCCUGACCCAGGUGGGCAGGGGGUAGGGGGCCCCCCGGGAAAGGAGGUGCAUAUGUCCUGCGGGGUGUGUGCUGAGUGGUCCUCACCUGAGAGACGGAGGGCUCUGCCUGCUCAGACUGCUGUGGGGAGUACAGGAGGGGCAUACAGCAAGUACUAAAUAAAUGUGGGCCAAAAGGGGGGGGGGCACCAAUCCCUCAUCCACCACAUGGCAUGGGACCAGGUCCUCCCUCUCAGUGCACUCAUGGCAUUGAACAAGCCGAUGUGUGUCAGGGGUUUGGAAUGAAGCCUGAUGCAAAUUCUGGUAAAUUCUAGAUGAGUGCUUGGUAAGUAAAGUAAAAUAGGACCAACAAGAGGGCCACAAAGCAAGCACCCGCACAUGGGGUGCCUGCUCACAAGGCCUCCUCUAUUGUGGAGUGGCACAGGUGAUCCGUGGCCUGAGAAUCCAACUGCUGGAGGCUGCCCUUGACCUUCCCAGGACCCCAAACUGGGGCUGGGGAGGACAGGGCUUGCAGGGCAAAGGCCAAGACCAGGUUCUCACCUCCGCGGGUGUGGUGGGAGUGUGGUGGGGCCAUAUGAACCCCUUCACUGCCGCUAAGGCUCAGGAGGAGCCGCUGAGCC
This is a messenger RNA of Zalophus californianus (California sea lion), 1619 nucleotides long. It is a transcript of the gene CFAP73, whose product is annotated as cilia and flagella associated protein 73. The transcript has 7 exons. NCBI's taxonomy places the organism in Eukaryota, Metazoa, Chordata, Mammalia, Carnivora, Otariidae. Gene Ontology annotation, biological process: spermatid development. The record is from RefSeq and is a predicted model, not a curated record. Bases 78 to 1007 code for a protein of 309 amino acids.